AUGUCUGGCAAAUUGCCAGUUGAAAGCCCGACGGCCUCGUUUUGGCUAUCCUCUCCGCAUCGCUUACAUUCAUAUCGUUCCUCAGCAUCCACCCCCGAAGAGUGCGAUAUUGCAAUUAUUGGUACUGGCAUGGCCGGGGUGGCAACGGCCUAUCACAUCCUUGGUAAAUGUGCAGAGGGCCCUAAACCCAAGGUCGCCCUCUUCGAAGCGCGCCAGGCAUGCUCUGGCGCCACUGGGAGAAAUGGAGGACAUUCCAAGACUCUUUUGCCGUCCAUAAAAGGUUACUACGACAGAUAUGGCCCAGACCUGGCUGAGGAACUUGUUUCCUUGGUCUCCGCCCAGCAGAGAGCUAUCAAGUCAACAGUCGAGAGAGAGAACAUUGAGUGCGACCUUUUCGUGACAAGGUCAUUUGAUGCCUUCUUCGAUCCCGCACAGGCGAGAAACAUCAAAACUUGGCUCGAGGAACUACGACGGAACGGAGCUGCUUGGACGCAGGAUAUACAGUGGUUGGAAGGCCCAAACAUAGAGCGAGUCACAGGUGUGAAAGGGGUUGUAGCAGCGGCUAGUAGUCCCGCGUUCUCUUUUUGGCCGUACAAGUUUGUGACUUCAUUACUCGCCCGCGUGCUCCACAUGGGCGCCAUCCUCUAUACAGAGACCCCUGUAGAGGCGGUCCAGGGCAACGACAAUGGCACUGUUACCCUCGUUACUCCACGUGGCACAACGAGGGCACAGAAAGUUAUAUACGCUACCAAUGCUUACUCAUCGGCUGUACUGCCACAGUACCAAGGGGUAAUAGUACCGUAUCGAGGGCAGAACUCGAUUUUGGUACCUCUUGAGAAGAAUCAUCAUGGCCUCAACCUAGCGCAUACCUGUAAUCUCUUCUACAGCUCCAAUGCAGUGGACUACCUUGUUCCCCGACCUGAUGGGAACAUCGUCCACGGCGGCGCGCCUCAUAUAUACCGCCUCAAUUCUGAAGAUAGAAACUCGAAAUGGUUCAACACAGUUGACGACGCGACCCUCAUUGACGAGGCAGUGAAGACCCAUUUCGACCACACGAUGGCCAAACGUUUCCGCGGUUGGGAGUAUAGCGAUGCAAAUGUAGCUAUGACUUGGACAGGCAUAAUGGGCAGUACACCAGACCACCUGCCACAUGUUGGGUUAGUCCCGGGAACCCAAAACCAGUGGAUAUUGGCUGGCUUCAAUGGAGCUGGCAUGACGACAAUCUUCACGACUGCCGAAGGUGUUGCUGAAAUGGUCCUCACGGGAAAGACUGUGGAGGAAACAGAAGUAAUCAAUGCAUUUAAGACGACAGAAGAGAGGAUCGCAACCAAGUUUUCAUGA
This is a messenger RNA of Neoarthrinium moseri, 1341 nucleotides long. RefSeq lists its product as uncharacterized. The coding region runs from base 1 to 1341 and encodes 446 amino acids. The transcript is spliced from 4 exons. The record is from RefSeq and is a predicted model, not a curated record. Gene Ontology annotation, molecular function: oxidoreductase activity. NCBI's taxonomy places the organism in Eukaryota, Fungi, Ascomycota, Sordariomycetes, Amphisphaeriales, Apiosporaceae. Gene Ontology annotation, cellular component: cytoplasm.